AUGCUUCCCAUAACAGAGCCCCCAGUGACUUUGCUGGUCUCUGGUGCCCCUGAGACUGACCCUAAGAAUGCCCCAGUGACUUUGCUGGUCUCUGGUGCCCCUGAGACUGACCCUAAGAAUGCCCCAGUGACUUUGCUGGUCUCUGGUGCCCCUGAGACUGACCCUAAGAAUUCCCCAGUGACUUUUCCAGUCUCUGGUGCCCCUGAGACUGACCCUAAGAAUGCCCCAGUGACUUUGCCAGUCUCUGGUGCCCCUGAGACUGACCCUAAGAAUGCCCCAGUGACUUUGCCAGUCUCUGGUGCCCCUGAGACUGACCCUAAGAAUGCCCAAGUGACUUUGCCGGUCUCUGGCAUUCCUGAGACCGCCCCAGUGGCUAUGCCCUGGAUGGAGACUUCGCCCAUCUCUGGCGCCCCAGAGACUUUACCCUCGUCCUGCCCCCCAGAGACUUUACCCUCGUCCUGCUCCCCAGUAACUUUACCCUCGUCCUGUCUUCAGCCCAGCUGA
Perca flavescens (yellow perch) is the source of this 504-nucleotide messenger RNA. Its product is annotated as cell wall protein RTB1-like. Bases 1 to 504 code for a protein of 167 amino acids. Lineage: Eukaryota; Metazoa; Chordata; Actinopteri; Perciformes; Percidae. The record is from RefSeq and is a predicted model, not a curated record. The transcript has 2 exons.